Molecule: messenger RNA, 234 nt
Organism: Alternaria infectoria
Lineage: Eukaryota; Fungi; Ascomycota; Dothideomycetes; Pleosporales; Pleosporaceae
Exons: 2
Coding region: 1-234 (77 amino acids)
Source: RefSeq, a predicted model, not a curated record
AUGAACGGUGUGCCUCCCGAGAUCAUUCAGCGUGCAGAAAACCUCAUCUUCCUUUCCGUUCGAGGUGAAGACCUGGUAGCUGCAUGCUGCCAGAUGCCAGAGGAUGAGGCUGCGGAACUCGAGGAAGCGGAGCAAAUCGCGAGAGACUUCCUUGGAGCCGACGUCUACCGCGACCCGAAGAAUACGCUAGCAGACAUACUCACAGUAUCUACAACUACUGAUUCGCGCAGCUAG